UCACAGCAAUGGCCACAAGUGUCCCGACUGUGCCUGGACAAAACUCCCUGCUGCGGCUGGAGACGGUCCUGUGAGGACCCGGGAGAGACACAGAGCUGCCCCUGAGAGUCUGUAUGUGAAUAUAACUUGUCUCCAGAGUGUUGGACUGUAAAGGAAUAACCGUUUAUAACCUGAAGCCAUUCCGCUGACUAUCUUUGAAGUGGGUAACAGAUAACAGAAAGAACACAAAGGACGACAUCCUCCGCUGAUGUGCUAUGGCCUCUGAUUUGAGCUGUGCCUCGAAUGACUCAAGCAGAUCUCAGUAAACUCUGGGGUGGUUUUAGCUGUACGCCGCUGCAGCCGGGAUGAUCAUGUCCCAUAUGAACGGUUAUGUGCAAGAGGCCUCUGGUCAGGCCAGGAGCCACAGGGAGAGGGCGGUGGACUGUCCAAUGGAUGAGAGCAGCCUUGUCAAAUCUCCACAGAGCAGCGCCCACCUGGAGAGGAUUCAGCACUACCAAGAAGAGUUGAGGAAGAGGAGAGAGGAGGACAGCAGGGGGAAACAUGAAUUCGACCCCAACGCUUCGCUGAGGCUCAAGAAGCUGUCACAGAACCCCAAAGUGGGCAUUGACAAUCCCACCUUUGAGGGGAAGGAAAAGGCUACCAAAGACACGUGCUCCCAGGAUCCUGCAGCCGACCUGGCGGAGGUGCUGCAGGCCCUGAAGUGGGCGAAGCACUGCCUGACUGAUGCGCAGAGCCAGCAGGAUGUGGAGCUGAUAAUGCAGCUUCUUGCCAAGGAGGACUUCAGGAAUGCCUACACCAUUUACAGCGCUGUAUCCCAGCAGAUGACCAAAGUCAGUCCCACCUCACCCCUCACGGCACAAGCAGGGGAUCUCUGCCAGGAGGUCCAGAAGAUUCUCCAGUCCAGCCAACAGAAGGAGGGUCUGGAGCUCAAGGCUCUGCUCACCAAUCCUCAUCUCCAGGCACUGAUGCAGGCCCAUGACAGUGUGGCAGGGCAGGAAAUGGCAGAGGUAGAUGUGGCCCAGUACCUUGGAGAGACGGUUAAACUGGUGCGGCUGGAGAAGGCUCGGGACACUCCACUGGGUGCAACAGUACGUAACGACAUGGACAGUGUGGUGGUGAGUCGUGUAGUGAAAGGUGGAGCAGCAGAGCGGAGCGGCCUUCUCAGUGAGGGAGAUGAGAUCCUGGAGAUCAACGGGGUUUCCAUUCGUGGGAAACAUGUCAAUGAAGUACACGAUUUACUGCAACAAAUGCACGGCACUCUGACCUUCCUCCUCAUCCCGAGCUCUCAGAUUAAACCUGCCCCGCACAGACAGACUGUGAUGCACGUACGAGCUUAUUUCGACUACGACCCCUCCGACGACCCCUUCGUGCCGUGUCGGGAGCUGGGCCUGUCCUUCCAGAAGGGAGACAUCCUCCAUGUCAUCAGCCAGGACGACCCCAACUGGUGGCAGGCCUACAGGGACGGAGAUGAGGACAACCAGCCUCUGGCUGGACUCGUUCCAGGGAAAAUGUUCCAGCAACAGAGAGAGACCUUGAAGAAAACUAUAACAGACAGGAGUCGAGAGCACCAAGGGAAGCUUUGGUAUGCAAAGAAAAGCAAGAAACAGAGGAAGAAGAGCACGUCUACCUUGAGCAAAAAUUCUGACUACGAUGACAUCCUGACCUAUGAGGAGAUGUCGCUUUAUCACCAGCCCGCCAAUCGUAAACGCCCCAUCUCUCUGAUUGGUCCAACGAACAGCGGUCAUGAUGAGCUGCGUCGGAGGCUUCUGGCCCUAGAGCCGGAAAAGUUUGCCGUUGCUGUUCCUCACACAACCAGAAACUCAAGGAUACACGAGAGGAAUGGGCGCGAGUACCAUUUUGUGAGCCGGUCUGCCUUUGAAGCCGACUUGGCGACAGGGAAGUUCAUUGAGUCGGGGGAAUAUGAGAAGAACUUGUACGGCACCAGCACUGACUCAGUGCGACACGUCAUCAACUCUGGACGCAUUUGUUUGCUCUGCCUGCACACCAGGUCACUGCGGGUGUUGAGGUCCUCCAAUCUCAAGCCAUAUGUCAUCUUCAUCGCUCCUCCUUCUCAGGAACGACUACGCACCCUGCUGGCCACAGAGGGGAAAACACCAAAGCCUGAGGAGCUAAAGGAGGUCAUCGAAAAGGCCCGCGAGAUGGAGCACAAUUAUGGCCACUUCUUCGAUGCAACCAUCGUGAACAUGGAUCCGGACCAGGCUUUCAGCGAGCUGUGCAGGCUGAUAGACAAGCUGGACACUGAGCCACAGUGGGUGCCCACCUCCUGGCUGUGCUAGAGGUCACGGGGUGUCACCGCAGGGAGCCUCAGGGUAGGAGGAGUCAAACAGAAAUGAAUGUUCCUGGAGUUUGAAAGAUGAAGGAUGGACAGUGCUGGUUGUCACUGGAUUUUCACUUGCACAUUCUCCUCGCUUAUAGAAGAGGUGAUCUUUAUCGCGUGACGCAGGGAUGGACUCAAGUUUCUUACUUUUCUUCUCGUUGACUGUGUGUGUGUCUCUGUGAGUUCUUUUUCUCUGUUUAUUGUUGAUCUCAGUUUUAUGCAAAGUAUCAAACACAUAGAAAUGUUUCUAUCCGGUUCUUAAUAGUUAUUUAUAAUUGUAAAUAUAUAUUUUCUAGACGAAAGGAUAAAAUAUUUUAUUGUUACAUUUUGUUUGUUUGUGAUAUACGAAACGGACACUCACCUGGCAGAGUGUUAUCGUCACAAUUAAAAGGCAGUAAACCAAAAGCUUUGUAGAAACCAAACAGGAGAGGAGCACUGCGGUGUAACGUCUUCCAUUCAGAAACCACAGAAGAAGAAUCUGCUGUAACCUGCACAGUUUCGAGGUACAUCCUCCACACCAGUGUCAGUAUUUUGUGUCGUCUCAUGUCUCAUUUACGCUGUGAUAACAGACCUCAAAUCAGUAUUGUCUCUAGCUGGUUAUCAUUAGUCAGUAUAUCAGGCUGCAAAGUGCUGCUGAGACUGUUGGAUUUUUUUACCAGUAUUGUAAGAAAAAAAAAACCAUCUCGUCAGUUAGUGUAACUCCAACAAUUACAGUUUUGCUUCUUUGCAGGGUACUUGUAAAAUCAUAAGCACAACUCUGGAACAGUGUUAAUAAAAUCAGAUACAUGAUAUGAAGUGGUGAAUACAUUGCAUCAUUUUUAAUGGGUUCUGAUGUUGCAAAACAAAUGCGUACUAACUCAACCCCUGUGAAGCUAAAAAUAAUGUGUUAAAUGUAGCAUUGUGAUGUAAGAUGGCUGCCAUUCCUCCCGGAGCUGGUGACUGAAAGUAAUUUGAUCCCAGCAGUCUCUCCCAGUCCUCUGUAUCUUCACACAUGGGACUGUAAGUAUAGAUAUUUUGAUACCAUUUUUGUCUUCCCAGUACCAAUUACGAUACCUGAACUUGCGCAUCAGCCAAUACUAAGUACGGAUCGAUACCAUUGGUUAAAAGAAUUAACAGCUGCAUACUACUAACCCUGAAACUAAAGCCUUGCAUACUGAGCAUGUUGCCUUUUUAUUGAUGCGGCUUUCCACUGCCAGUAUUGCUGACAUCUUGCUGUGUAGGCCGCCAUUUUAAAGCGGUUAAGAAGAAUUGAUUCCUGGGAAAACUUGUUUUAUACAAGUGUAAAACUACAUUUAAGUUUAUUAAUAAAUUAUGUGUGUGUCAGUGUAUCAGAUAGGGCAGCAACUAAGGAUUAUUUUCAUCAUCGACUAAUCUGUCGAUUCUUUCUUCGAUUAGUCGACUAAUCAUUUUAUCAAAAAAUGUGUUAAAAUGUUGAAAAAUGUUGGUCUGUCUCUCCCAAACCCCAAAAUUAUGCCAUCUAAUGUCUUGUUUCGUACUCACACCAAAGGGUUUUAGUUCACCGUCAUGGGAGAGUGUGUAAAGCUGCCAAUAUUUGAACGUAAGAAGCUGCAAUAAGAGUAUUUGAGGUACAUUUAUAGUACUUUUCUAUGAAAAAUGACUCAAACCAGUUAUUACCACCAAUUAUUUUAAUAGUCGAUUAGUCAUCGAUUAGUCGACUAAUCGUUGCAGCCCUAGUAUCAGAUCAUCCUUGGACCAGCAUACUCACCGAUAUCCGAUCCAGCAUUUUAGGCAGCAUCAGAGGCAUUUUCAAUACUAACUGUUGCAACAUGCAACAUAUCUAACAUUAUAUCUUAUAUCUAGCAAGAGAUUCACACAGUGGUUAGAUAUCGAUAACAUCUUUAUUUGGAUGACGUGUGGGGCUAUGUUGAUUUGCACACCGUGUUUUACAGUGGGGUCACUUCAGGGUUUUGUGUUGCAAUGGUAAACAUCUUCAGAUGAGGUAACAACAACAACCUCCACAACACACUCACACUCUUUGAAAUCUACAACCAACUUAAAUCGCAACUUUGGUGUUUUUCAACCUGGACUCUUUUUUUCCAUGUUUUGUGUCUAAGUGACAAAUGGGAACAAUUUUCGAAACUGGUCCAGCAUUGAAAAAGAGCGUUGCAGCCUGCAGCAGUGAAACAGGCUGCAGUGUAAACACUUGGAAGGUGUGAGCAACGAAUGUGUUUGUUUUUGCCUCUGACAGGCUCGGAUUAAUAUUCUAAAUGUCUGAUAACAUUAUGAAAAGGAUCCUGACAGAGGUGGAUCUUACUGAUUAAGAGUUAGACUCCAUUUAAAUAAACAGUAAUUUUAGCGUGUAGAGUCGGCAUGUCUUCACAUGUAACUGGGUGAAUUAAGGGUUUAUUUCAAGCAAGCCUGUGAUUGUAGGAACAGUUGAAAGACGAGUCAAGACGGCUUUUAUGAGUUUGUGAUGAUAAAAAUUGCUGUUUGUUUAAAUGGAGUCUGGUGGGUUUGGGGAUAGCAAUUUUGGGGCUGUUUCUGGUUAAACAAAAAGUAACUUCCUCUUUAAAAAUGGGUCUAUCUCUGUAGGGAUCCUUUCCAUACAAGACAGACAAGCCUGUCAGUGGCAAAAACAAGCACUUUCAGUGGACGUAAAUCGACAGUGUGCUAUUGUCCAGUUAUCGUUACAUUGCAGCUUGUUUCGCGUCGCACUCAAUACUUCCAGUUUUCAAAAACAGCUGUCUCUAUGAAUCACUCAGACACAAAAAAAAGGUAAAAUAGGAUCCAGGUUGAAAAACACCAAAGUCACCCUCUAAGCUUUACAGCAUGCAAUGGCUCUGAAUGUUGGGAGGAAUAUCUACAAGCUGAUCAGUCACACGGAAUGCUUCUUUUAUUUCACUCACAAACCAUGUGUAAACAUACUUAUACUCUUAUUAGAUUAUUUCAUAAUAGUGAACUGACUCCCUUGGGGGUGAGCAUUCAAGUGUGACGACACUUUGGUUCUGUACAGUGACAUAUCUGGAAACACGCACUGAAACAAUAGAACAAA
Messenger RNA from Epinephelus moara (kelp grouper), 5351 nucleotides. It is a transcript of the gene pals1b, whose product is annotated as protein associated with LIN7 1, MAGUK p55 family member b. Gene Ontology annotation, cellular component: plasma membrane; adherens junction. The record is from RefSeq and is a predicted model, not a curated record. The coding region runs from base 345 to 2297 and encodes 650 amino acids. The transcript is spliced from 14 exons. Gene Ontology annotation, biological process: protein localization to plasma membrane; establishment or maintenance of polarity of embryonic epithelium; generation of neurons. Gene Ontology annotation, molecular function: protein binding. Lineage: Eukaryota; Metazoa; Chordata; Actinopteri; Perciformes; Serranidae.